AUACAGUAUAUGAGGGACAGUCAGAACAUCACAGGGCCACCCAACCAGCAGCAAAACAAUCUACACCAGAGGAGACCCAGACAGCAAGAUGGUUCCAAUGUUGAUUUUCUUCAUGGCAGCUCUUGUAGCUGCAGAUGAGCCAAUGAUGGAGCUCUCAGGCCAAUUAGAGUCUGACAGUGCCUCUGUUUCUGUGGUACACUGUGAUGCAUGUACUACAUGUCCUAAGGGAAAAACGUGCUGUCGUUCUCCUCUUGGUGCUUGGUACUGCUGCCCAUUCUCAAUGGGUCAGUGCUGCAGAGAUGGACUUCAUUGCUGUAGUCAUGGUUAUCACUGCAGUCCGAGAUCCACCCAUUGUUUGAGGGGGUGGCUGAAAAUGCCAUCUCCUGCUGUGCUGGCCACCAAGGCUAUCCAGAAACCUCAGUCUGUCCCCAUUGACCAGGCUCCAGAAUGGAAGAGCCAGACUGAGUCAGUUCAUUGUAAUGGAAAUCUCUUCUGCUCUACUAAUCAGUUCUGUUGCAAGACAGCAGCCGGCCAGUGGGGUUGCUGCAACGAGAUGGUGUUGUAAGUAAGCAACCCCCGUGACUUGGGUGCAGGUCUUACUAAAGACUUACCAAGUGCAAGAGGCUUUUGUCACACUUUCACUCAGCUUAAUUUUUCCUUAGUUAGUUUGUUGUUAUGGACACUCAUUAGUGUCACCUGUGUGCUAUCAAUCUUGUGUGACAGCUUUCAGAAGUCAAUUACUGCUGAUAUAGAUUCAAGCUGAAUUAAUGCAAAAUAAAACUUUAAAGCACUGCA
Carassius gibelio (silver crucian carp) is the source of this 795-nucleotide messenger RNA. RefSeq names its product progranulin-like. The transcript has 5 exons. Gene Ontology annotation, cellular component: extracellular region. The record is from RefSeq and is a predicted model, not a curated record. Bases 89 to 565 code for a protein of 158 amino acids. NCBI's taxonomy places the organism in Eukaryota, Metazoa, Chordata, Actinopteri, Cypriniformes, Cyprinidae.